AUGCCAUUUAUCAGCCAGUUCGCGUUUGCGGCUUUGCUCCUUAGCCCGGUGCUCGCCAGCGGCCCGUGGAAACAACCCCUGUACAAGCCCGAUGCGGAAAAGGCCUCCCAAGUUCGAGAUGCUUUCCGGACGGCUUGGAAGGGGUACUACGACCAUGCGUUUCGUCAUGAUUCUCUGCUGCCCCUCAACAAUUCCUUUUACGACGACAGGAACGGCUGGGGCGUCACCGCCAUAGACUCGUUGAGUACCGCCAUCGUCAUGGAGGAGGGCGAAACGGUGAGCCAGAUUCUCGAAUUCGCCUCCACGGUGGACUUCACCACGACCCAGGAGGUGAAUUCCGAAAUUUCGCUGUUUGAGUCAAACAUUCGCUACCUCGGCGGAUUACUCGCUGGCUACGAUCUCUUGACUGGCCCAUACAAGGACCUGCUCACCACCAACCGCGACCGCAAACUCGUCGGCAGGCUUCUCAAGCAGGCGCAGAUCCUCGGAAACAGCCUCAGCAUUGCCUUUAGCACGCCAACCGGGAUCCCCGACGGCACCAUCUACCUGAACCCCAAGCCUCGCAUCAACGGAUCCGAAUCCAACGGCCCCGCUGGAAUCGGCACCCUGGUUCUCGAGUGGACGCGCCUGAGCGAUUUGACCGGCAACAAGACGUACGCCCAGCUCGCCCAAAAGGCGGAGAAGUACCUCACCGAGCCACAGGGCUUGCCGGAGUCGUUCCCCGGCCUGGUCGGCAACGAGCUCGGCAUCAAGGACGGCAAGUUCCGCAGCCAGUUUGGCAGCUGGGGCGGCGGCACGGACAGCUACUACGAGUACCUCAUCAAGAUGUACCUGUACGACCCCGACGAGUUUGGCCACUACAAGGACCGCUGGGUGGCGGCCGCCGAAUCCUCCAUCAAGCACCUUGCUUCCCAUCCCACGUCGCGCCCCGACCUGACAUUUCUGGCUGCGUACAACGGCACGCAGAUCAUCCCCGCGUCCGGCCACUUGGCUUCCUUUGUAGGCGGCAACUUCAUCCUCGGCGGCGUCCUCCUCGGCGAUGCCAAGUACGUCGACUUUGGGCUCGCCCUCGCAGAGUCCUACUACGAGACGUACAAGGGGACCGCGUCCGGCAUCGGGCCCGAGCUCUUCCGCUGGGCGACGGACGCGAACCGCACCGUCCCCGCCGAGUAUGCCGAGUCGUACAAGAAGGCCGGCUUCUGGACCCGGCUGGCCGACUACGCCCUGCGUCCCGAAACCAUCGAGAGCUUGUACUACGCGUACCGGGUGACGGGCUACCCCAAGUACCAGGACAUGGUGUGGAGCGCAUUCACCACCAUCCGCGAUCGCUGCAGGGCCGGAUCCGGCUUCGCCAUCCUGGACGACGUGACCAAGCCGGACGGCGGGACCAAGGAGAAUUUCAUGGAGAGCUUCUUCUUGGCCGAGACGCUCAAGUACGCGUACCUGACGUUUGCGGGGGAGGGCAAGGUUCAUUUCCAGGGGUACGGCAAGACCACUUUUGUCUUCAACACCGAGGCGCAUCCGCUCAGGAUCCGUCACGGAUGA
Ustilaginoidea virens is the source of this 1545-nucleotide messenger RNA. RefSeq lists its product as uncharacterized. The transcript has 4 exons. Gene Ontology annotation, molecular function: calcium ion binding; mannosyl-oligosaccharide 1,2-alpha-mannosidase activity. The record is from RefSeq and is a predicted model, not a curated record. The coding region runs from base 1 to 1545 and encodes 514 amino acids. Lineage: Eukaryota; Fungi; Ascomycota; Sordariomycetes; Hypocreales; Clavicipitaceae. Gene Ontology annotation, biological process: carbohydrate metabolic process; N-glycan processing. Gene Ontology annotation, cellular component: Golgi membrane; endoplasmic reticulum.